GCGGGUGGAACCUAGGCCGGAGGGGUCCCGCCCCUGGCCCCUGGCCCGCCCCGCCCGCCUCACUUUGCUUCUCGCUCCGCCCCUCCCCCGCCCCGCCUCGCUUCCAGCGCGCCGAGCGGAGCCGAACGCCGGGUCCUCUAGGAACCUCGGGCCGGGCAGCACCCGCGGGGUUCUGCUGGCGUCCUCCGCUGCCAUGAAGCGGGACCGGCUGGGCCGCUUCCUGUCCCCUGGGGCGGCCCGGCAGCGCGGGGCCUCGGACGGCGGCGGCGGCGGCCGGGCUCGGGGCCGCCCUUCCCUCAGCGGCGGGCCGAGGGUGGACGGGGCGACGGCGCGGCGCGCCUGGGGCCCAGUGGGGUCCUGCGGGGACGCGGGCGAGGACGGCGCGGACGAGGCAGGAGCAGGCCAGGCUCUCGCCAUGGGUCACUGUCGCCUCUGCCACGGGAAGUUUUCCUCGAGAAGCCUGCGCAGCAUCUCCGAGAGGGCGCCUGGAGCGAGCAUGGAGAGGCCAUCCGCAGAGGAGCGCGUGCUCGUCAGGGACUUCCAGCGCCUGCUGGGUGUGGCUGUCCGCCAGGACCCCACCUUGUCUCCGUUUGUCUGCAAGAACUGCCAUGCUCAGUUCUACCAGUGCCACAGCCUUCUCAAGUCCUUCCUGCAGAGGGUCAACGUCUCCCCGGCUGGUCGCCGGAAGCCUUGUGCAAAGGUCGGUGCCCAGCCCCCAACAGGGGCAGAGGAGGGAGCGUGUCUGGUGGAUCUGAUCACGUCAAGCCCCCAGUGCCUGCACGGCUUGGUGGGGUGGGUGCACGGACAUGCGGCUAGCUGCAGGGCCCUGCCCCACCUUCAGAGGACACUGUCCUCCGAGUACUGCGGUGUCAUCCAGGUCGUGUGGGGCUGCGACCAGGGCCACGACUACACCAUGGACACCAGCUCCAGCUGCAAGGCCUUCUUGCUGGACAGUGCGCUGGCAGUCAAGUGGCCAUGGGACAAAGAGACGGCGCCACGGCUGCCCCAGCACCGAGGGUGGAACCCUGGGGAUGCCCCUCAGACCUCCCAGGGUAGAGGGACAGGGACCCCAGUUGGGGCUGAGACCAAGACCCUGCCCAGCACGGAUGUGGCCCAGCCUCCUUCGGACAGCGACAUGGUGGGGCCCAGGUCGGGCUUCCCACCUCAGCCAAGCCUGCCCCUUUGCAGGGCCCCAGGGCAGUUGGGUGAGAAGCAGGUUCCAUCUUCAACCUCGGAUGAUCGGGUAAAAGACGAGUUCAGUGACCUUUCUGAGGGAGACGUCUUGAGUGAAGAUGAAAAUGACAAGAAGCAAAAUGCCCAGUCUUCGGACGAGUCCUUUGAGCCUUACCCAGAAAGGAAGGUCUCUGGUAAGAAGAGUGAAAGCAAAGAAGCCAAGAAAUCUGAAGAACCAAGAAUUCGGAAGAAGCCGGGACCCAAGCCCGGAUGGAAGAAGAAGCUUCGUUGUGAGAGGGAGGAGCUUCCCACCAUCUACAAGUGUCCUUACCAGGGCUGCACAGCCGUGUAUCGAGGCGCUGACGGCAUGAAGAAGCACAUCAAGGAGCACCAUGAGGAGGUCCGGGAGCGGCCCUGCCCCCAUCCUGGCUGCAACAAGGUUUUCAUGAUUGAUCGCUACCUGCAGCGCCACGUGAAGCUCAUCCACACAGAGGUGCGGAACUACAUCUGUGACGAGUGUGGACAAACCUUCAAGCAGCGGAAGCACCUUCUCGUCCACCAAAUGCGACAUUCGGGAGCCAAGCCUUUGCAGUGUGAGGUCUGUGGGUUCCAGUGCAGGCAGCGGGCAUCCCUCAAGUACCACAUGACCAAACACAAGGCUGAGACGGAGCUGGACUUUGCCUGUGACCAGUGUGGCCGGCGGUUUGAGAAGGCCCACAACCUCAACGUACACAUGUCCAUGGUGCACCCGCUGACACAGACCCAGGACAAGGCCCUGCCCCUGGAGGCGGAACCACCACCUGGGCCACCGAGCCCCUCUGUGACCACAGAGGGCCAGGCGGUGAAGCCCGAACCCACCUGAGGACGGCAGUGAGGAUGAGCACCUCUAGCAGCCCGGACUCCGCAGAGGCUGUCAGCCUCACCCUUCGUGUGCACCCGCAUGGGAGGGUCAGAGGGUGCUGCCCGCCCUCAGUGCUGGAGGCGGGCUUGGUGUACGGCUCAAGUAGCCUUCCUCUGCUCUGGGACCAGUGGUUUAUUUUCCUGCAAAUGCUGAGUGACCUGGGGCCAGACAGUUUAUAAAUAAUUGAUUCCUUUCCCCACUAAAGCAAUCGAGGAGAUUUGUAAUCCACUUUUUAGUGCAACAAGAGCUCCAUGUUAUGCUUGUAAUAAAUUAUUUACACAGGAGCUGGGCUGGUGUGCAGUGGCAGGUCCUGUCAGAAGAGAUGAGGCUCCUGGUACAGGUCAGCGUCAGGGGCAGCCUGCUGUCUGCUCUGGAGGGCGGCGCUCACCUCUGGGUCACAGUCCCCAUGAUCAGCCAGCAGCUGUGAGAGAGGAGCAGGUACUCAGCCCAUGCCGUCCACUAGGCCUCAGACCACAGGGGAGGGGCUCUGGCAGAACAGUGGAGUUGCACUGCCAGCCAGGUGGGCACAUGGCCCAGGCAGCUGUCAAUUCUCAUGUCCCCCACGUGUCCCAAGGUGGAUAUCUUGACGUUACCUCUGCCAUGUGUGAGAAGCUCUUUUUCGGGCACCGAGGUAUUAACUGCAGCAGAAAAAGACGAGCUUUUGUUAUCAGUUCCACGGGGUUGUCCUAGAGAGAAAACAGGCAAACUCACAGGUUAGAAGACAUACUGAAACAGGGCUGGUGUGUCCCCCAUAGUCUGCAUGCUGUGCCGGAACAUUCUUUGGCAGAAGCAGCCUCAGGCUGGGGGGAGCUCCCCUGGAGAUGGGACUGGCCCUUGCACCUGCCUGACCCUGGAGCUCCAGUCUCCUGCCAGCUGGAGGUGAAACUGUGCUUGUAUCCCCAGCCAUGAAGAGCUGGACCAGCUUCAGGUACAUGUCGACAGCAACAUGCAGGAAGGCCUCUUCCCUGAUGGCCCCGUCUUCAUGGAAGUAGGAGAGAAGACUAGAGGUAAAGACAUAGUGACAAAUGGCUACAGACUGCUGGAAAGGUAGCAGGUGAUGCCAAGGGAUACUGCUCAUCUGUGGAGCAGAGGCACAGGCAACCCUUCCCAUCUGGCGGGACCCAGAGGUGCUAAGAUGGGGGUCUGGGAAACACUGCCCCAGCCCUGACAAGCCCUGUGGGUGAAGGUACCUGUAGAAAGCGAAAGGCAGCAGCCUGGUGUGCUGAUCCGCGGCCACGCGGAGGAGGAGCCGCCCCAGCAUGAGGUCUGCAACACCAAGAGGCAGCUCAGGCAACUCUGGACAUCUCUGUCUAUUAUCAGUGCUAGGGACACCCCUGGGGGUCGGGACGUGUACCCUGGGAGGUCUGGCUGUGGGGAUAGUAUAGGGCGAACAGCCUGAGCUGAGGAUACCCGGGUACCUGUCGGCAGCUGGGAGAGGAUGGGGGGGUCGCCCUCUCGCAGGAGGGUGGGUGUGGUACAGACAGAGGCAGUCCCCACGAUAGGCCCAUUGGUCCUGGGGUUGACCCGUGAGCCAAUAAAUUAUCUUAUUGCUUUAAACAA
Pongo pygmaeus (Bornean orangutan) is the source of this 3634-nucleotide messenger RNA. It is a transcript of the gene ZNF276, whose product is annotated as zinc finger protein 276. The record is from RefSeq and is a predicted model, not a curated record. The transcript is spliced from 11 exons. Bases 194 to 2035 code for a protein of 613 amino acids. Gene Ontology annotation, molecular function: zinc ion binding. Lineage: Eukaryota; Metazoa; Chordata; Mammalia; Primates; Hominidae. Gene Ontology annotation, cellular component: nucleus.